CUGAGUGAUACAAGAAUCGUUUUUCUUUCACAAGCAGUAAAAAAAGAAGUACUACGAAAAUAUAUAAAUUGAGAGCCACUUUAAAAGUGCUUAGUAAACGGUGUUUAGUAAGUUAAUUCCGAUGUGAUUCAUAUCAUUGUUGUGAAAAAUAUUUUAUUUAUUAAUUUAAUAAUUUCAUCACAGAUUAACUUCUGCACCAAUUCAGGAUGUCAACGUUGAACGUGUUAUGUGCCAUCUGCAGUGAAUAUUUCAGAAAAAACGAUAAUAUCUACGCGACUACAGUUUGCGGUCAUGUGUUCCAUCAUCAAUGCUUAUACCGUUGGUUGGCCAUUUCUAAUACAUGCCCGCAAUGUCGUAGUUCUUGUCAUCGCCGUCGAGUGCACCGGAUAUUUUUAAAUUUCUCAGAGCCCAGUGAAAUAGAUGAGUUGCCAGUGGAAUUGCGCAAAGAACCGGAGUGGAUUUAUUAUGAUGCUUCAAUUAAAUCAGAAGAUCUGUUAGCUGGUGCUCUCAAAGUUGACACCGACGAAGAUGGCAAUGACAUGUAUAUCGCUCGUGUUUAUUUACACGAUGAUUUACUGCCAGCUUAUUAUGUGCCGCAAAAGGGUGGCGCAUACACGGCUUGGAAUUGUAGAUCACAUUUUCUGACCAAUGAAAUUGAAAUAUUAGAUACUUCUAAUGACGACGCCGAAUACAAAUGGAUUACCCAAUCAACUGGUGAGGUGCCACCUUACGCUCUUAUAACUGGUUACUGUGAAACGGGUGAAAAUCUGUAUACGGCACGAGCUGAACAUGAAGGCCACGUACGUUAUGGGAAACUUCAUCCGUCUCACGGCGUAGCCUAUAUGCCGUACAAAGAAUUGGAAGUGAAUAGUGAGAACUAUGAAGUUUUGGCACGUAUACCAGCAUCAUCAAAGACUGAAGAUUCCAGUUCAAAUGAGCCACAAAGUGCAAAUGCUUAAGAAAAAGAUAAUUGAAUUUUCAUUAGUUUAUUAAUGUUGUGUGCAAUGAAAAGUUAAGUUUAAAUUGUAGGUAAACAUUACAAAGAUAUUCAAAGGAAAUGAUUUCAUAAGUAUUCUUAUUUUAAUUAUAAGUAAAUUAUGGAUCUGAAUACAUACAUAUGUGUAUAUAUAAGAAAUGAUUGUAAAAGUGAAAUCGCAGCCAAGUAUUGAUUUAAGUCAUGAGAGAAUAAAUCAAUGACAACAUUAUAAUGCAAUAAUGAUAUCAUGAUGAGUUGCAGCGAAUGACGGCUGAAAUGAGCAAUACAACCCUCUAAGCAUGUUCACAUGUUCACUAGCAGACACACGGAAAAAAUUCCUUUAUUGCCGGCUAUUGCCGCGAAUCUUAAGCUUGUAUAAUCUGCGCAACUCCCGCUCUAGUUUGUUUAUUAUGUGUUUUUUAGUGAGCUAUGGGAUUCAUUUUCAUUUGAAAAUUCAAAAAAAAAAGUUUCAAAUUGAUUUUCUCGUGAACCGCUAAUACCGAUCGCUUCGGUUAAAUACAUUUAUUUAUUUACACAUGAAAAUCGCUCAUUUAUACAUUCAUUGUGCUUUUGCCUAGUAAGUUUACCGGGGCAAAUGUGUCGUAUCAUGAUGGAUGUCUUUUGUAAGUAUAUGGCGAAUUCAAAGCAAAAGUAACGUAUAAAUAGAGGCAGUAUUUUAUUCACCUUCUCAUCACGACCUAAGGCAAAUGUAUAUAUAUAUCUGUUCAUUAUUAUUAUUAGGAACUUUUUUUUUUA
Molecule: messenger RNA, 1732 nt
Organism: Glossina fuscipes
Lineage: Eukaryota; Metazoa; Arthropoda; Insecta; Diptera; Glossinidae
Product: natterin-4-like
Exons: 2
Coding region: 207-959 (250 amino acids)
Source: RefSeq, a predicted model, not a curated record